AUGGUACAAAUCCAACCAGUAAACAAUCAGAAAGAAUCCGCCUACCUCAAUGAUGACUAUUCUUCUGAACAAUCGUCCAGUUUAAUCUCCUCCUCUGAAAAGUCCUUCAGUGUUUCCUUCAAAUUUUGUAUCAUUGCCACUACUUCCUCACUAGUUGCAUUUAGCAUAAUCAUCUUGACAGGUAUCUGGUUAGCAAGUAUCACUUCCACCUCAUUGGAAAUGUCAACAACUUUGAGAGAGAAUGAAUUCUUCAAGAUUCGUCAAUUUUGUCUUCAAUUAAUUCAAGAUGUUUAUACAGUUUCAAAUACGGUUACUGGUCAAUUAGGUGUUCAGUUCAAUUCUUCCUCAGAUAAUGAAAAGGCGCUGUCAAUGUACCGUCUUUACAAGUCAGAAAUUAGCUCAUCUCACAAGUCAAUUGUGGCAACUUUGUUUAUUGCUGAUCCACAAGCAACCCUUGUUGGUUUAUACAUUUUUGGAGGAAAACCAGUCAAGUUUAAGGCAACUCAGCAUGUUUCCCUUGAUUUAUACUAUUGUAAUGAUGUAGAGAAUUACGAUUAUUGUAAUUCAAAUUCGAAACCUGAUUUAUCACUUCCUGCUUUUGAUAAUUCGAGACCUGUUGUUGCGUGUAAUGAAAAUCCGAAUGGAACUUUCUUUUUACCUUCAUUCGCUGAUGUUACUUUGCCUGAUUAUAUGUUUCUUACAUUGAUUUAUUGUUUUCAGGGAGAUAGUGUCAGUAGAGUUUCGUCUGGUUUCAAAUACUUGUUUGCUUAUCAAUUGUCUUCGAAUACAUUGUCUGAAUUCUUGAUUAGUAGUACCAAGUCAGUUGUUUCAAGUGUUGCUUUGGUUAUGGAAAUAGAUACAGGUUAUGUUGUGGCAACCAAUAUGGAAAACUCAAAACUGUCAGUUUUGGAUAACAGUGGAAACAUCAAAAGAAAGGGAUUGCUCGACUUGACAGAUCCUGAUCAAUUCGAUGUUUCCUCAUAUGUUUACAAUCAAUUCAAAACAAAUUACAAAAACUCAAUUGAGUGCAAUUCAAACAUGUACUUUUCCACAAGUACAAGAUACAUUUCCGUAUAUAGAAUGUGCAAGGGAAUCGACUGGUUACUCAUUUACUCAGUUCCAAUUUGGAAUUAUACAGGUAGCUUAGUAAUUGCAGUUGUUUGUGCCAUUUCUGGAGGUUUACUUAUUUUGGUGUUUAGUGCCAUUUUAGGAGUGGUCUUAUCUGUGAGAAUUGUAGCUCCAUUUAAGAAUUUAAUAAUGAUGUUUAAUAAUGUUUCGAACAUGGAUUUGGAUUCUUUAAAUUUGGAUUCCAGUCGUUUCAAUGAAGUUCAGCAAUUGCAAUACCAUUUCAUGUCAAUGGUCAGACAAAUCAAACUCUACAGAUCCUUCUUGCCCUCUCAUUUAUUAGCUCAAAUUGAUAAUAAUGAAAAUGAUGGAAACGAAACUAAUCAACCAAAAGAUCAACAAGUUGAAAAACACGAAACUGCCUCCAAAUCUUCCAAAUCCUUCUCUAGUCACCAAUCUAGUCACCAAAUUUCCAAUUCCUCAUCUUCCAUGUUAAAACACAAAGGACACAUCAAUAGAUUCGAAUUGUAUUUAGAACACAAAUCUAGUACUGCACUAGCUCUCUAUAUCAAAGGACUUUCUCAAUUAUUUGCUCAACAUUUAAAGACAGAAAAGGAAAUCCUACAUGUUCUUAAAGAGAUUUUUGAAAUUACCAAUUCAGUUUCCACACAAUUUAACGCCCAAAGAGGAAAUUUAGAAAAUGACACAAUUAUUUUGACAUUUAACACUUCCAUAAAUGUUAAUCAUCAUGAAUUGAAAGCAGUUGAAGCAGCUAACGUAUUACAAGGCAAAUUACAAAAACUUUCUGAAAAAUGGAACUCUAGUAUUGAUACUGAACUAUUUUACAAUCAACUUAACUUUCGAAUUGCAAUUUGUAAUGAUAAUACUUUUUGUGGAAAUGUUGGAAGUCAUGAUUGUAAGAAUUUUACAAGUAUUUCAUGUUUGAAACCUCAUUUAGUGAGCUUGUUUGCUAAAUCUCAAUCCAUGAAUGUCCAAAUUAUUCUUUCAGAUGCAAUUUAUAAGAAAGUUUCGUCCAAAUUCGAAACUAGAUGUAUUGGAAAGAUUGAUUGGUUGAGUGGAAAGAAUGAAUUCAGUCUUUUCCCUUCAAUUGACCAAACCAAUGAACCACCACACCUUACUCAUGUCCACGAAUUAGGAAAUUCAUUGACAAUCCAAAUGGACGAAUGGUUAUACGAAUUGGAACAAAAAGAAAAAUCAAGCAAAUGGAAAGUUUACAAUGCAGCAAUUGAUUGUUUUGAAAAGAAUGAAUUUGAACAGGCAAAACAAUUUUUUGAGGAGUUUUUGAGUAAAAAUCCGCAAGAUAUUCCAACUUUGCACAUGAUUAGAGAAUGUGAUUUGAAACUAUAG
Naegleria gruberi is the source of this 2433-nucleotide messenger RNA. RefSeq lists its product as uncharacterized. The record is from RefSeq and is a predicted model, not a curated record. Gene Ontology annotation, molecular function: protein binding. The coding region runs from base 1 to 2433 and encodes 810 amino acids. The transcript has 3 exons. NCBI's taxonomy places the organism in Eukaryota, Heterolobosea, Eutetramitea, Acrasida, Naegleriidae.